Messenger RNA from Hydra vulgaris (swiftwater hydra), 1370 nucleotides. RefSeq names its product alpha-1B adrenergic receptor. Gene Ontology annotation, biological process: G protein-coupled receptor signaling pathway. Gene Ontology annotation, cellular component: plasma membrane. NCBI's taxonomy places the organism in Eukaryota, Metazoa, Cnidaria, Hydrozoa, Anthoathecata, Hydridae. The record is from RefSeq and is a predicted model, not a curated record. Gene Ontology annotation, molecular function: G protein-coupled receptor activity.
UUCUUAGUUAUGUUUAAUUGUCAGAACGUUGGAGAACUUUAUGCAAAUGUUUGAUGUUUCUUAAAUCUUUUUUAGAUUUGUAUUCAACAAAAAAUGUCAAUGUUUUUCGAAAAUUGCCAAUUUAACAUAAGUAAUGACACACAUUUUUUAGUUCCGUCAAAAUUCAUUUAUAUUACCGGCAUAUAUUCAAUUGUGCUUUCAGUUAUCGCUUUUAUAGAAAACGGUUUGGUAAUCCUUGCUUAUUUUAAAGAUCCAACAGGCAAGCUGCAGACUCCGUUAAAUUAUUUUCUUAUAAAUUUAUGUUUCAGUGAUUUAAUGAUAAGCUGCAUUUCAUUGCCAGUUUUUGCUUAUGAUAGAAUGUUUCAAACGAUGUUACCUAAUAUAUUGCACACAACAGUUGACGUGUCGUUUUUUUUAACUGUAACGGCAUCAAUGUUAAAUAUGCUAGUGCUUGUGAUUGAUAGAUUUGCAGCUAUACAAUGGCCAUUUUUAUAUAGAGUUAAUAUAAAUAUAAUUCGAUCACGAUUUGUAACUAUGGCAGUGUGGUUGGUUGCAAUACUUAUUAGCAUUGGCAGUUUAUUUUGUAAUUUAUCGAGGUAUUAUUUUGUUAUGUCAAAUCUACAUACCUUUGUUAUAUUAAUAUCUCUGUGCGUAUCAUUUAUUGCAGCGUUAAGAAAAUUGCAAAAACAAGAGGGAACUUUUCUUUUACCUGAAAAAUCAAAAAAUGCUUACUCACCAUUGAGAAGCACUAUUAUUUUCCAAAGAGAUCAUUUUCCUCAUAGAUUUGAAGAAUAUAAUCGCCAAAGUCUUCAAUUGCCGAACAGACAAGAUAGUCGACGACCAAGAUCAGAUUCAAUAGCUGUGGCUUUUGUCGAACGAAACGACCGAGUUCGUCGCUCAUAUACUUUACAGUUAAUUGUUUUUACUACUUUGUUACUGCCAUCUUGCGCUUUGAGCUAUUUCCUAAUGAUAUCCAAUUCGUGUAGUUACGCACUUAAACAGACACUACACAAUGUACAUAUGCUUCUUACAAUGACUACUUGUGCGGUAAAUCCCUACUUACUUGCCUUAAGACUUGAUUGCUUUCAAAAAUCAAUUCGAAUAAUUUUCAUUAAACAUGACGUGGAAAGAUCUGAUGCAUCACCGGGCAGUAAAAUAACUUCAGACGUUUUUUUAAUUUCAUUUUCACAGUUGUCAAGAAGGUCAAGUGAUAAAACAAACCAGGAGUAAUUAAGUGCAAUUUAACAAUCCUAAUUAAAGGUUUAAACAAUAAAUCUAACUAAGAAUAUCAAGCUUAACUAGAUGCAAUUUUACGUAAAUUUUACCAUCAUUACUAGUUAAUAGUCUAGUUUUAUUGCAAAUUACUUUAA